UGCUGCGGCGGGGAGGUGGGGCGAGGCAAGGCUUGGUGAGGCGAAGCGGCGGCCGGGCCGGGCCGGGCCACAGGAGGUGGCGGCGGGACCAUGGAGGCGGCGGCCGCUGCUCCGCGUCACCAGCUGCUUCUCCUCAUGCUGGUGGCGGCGGCGGCGACGCUGCUCCCGGGGGCGAAGGCGUUACAGUGUUUCUGCCAGCUCUGUGCAAAAGACAAUUAUACCUGCGUGACAGAUGGGCUCUGCUUUGUCUCUGUCACAGAGACUACAGACAGAGUUAUACACAAUACCAUGUGUAUAGCUGAAAUUGAUCUAAUUCCUCGAGAUAGACCGUUUGUAUGUGCACCCUCUUCAAAAACUGGGGCUGUUACUACAACAUAUUGCUGCAAUCAGGACCACUGCAAUAAAAUAGAACUCCCAACUACUGGCCCUUUUCCAGAAAAGCAGUCACCUGGCCUUGGUCCUGUGGAGCUGGCAGCUGUCAUUGCUGGACCAGUCUGUUUUGUCUGCAUCUCGCUCAUGUUGAUGGUCUAUAUCUGCCACAACCGAACUGUCAUUCACCAUCGAGUGCCAAAUGAAGAAGAUCCUUCAUUAGAUCGCCCUUUUAUUUCAGAGGGUACUACAUUAAAAGACUUAAUUUAUGAUAUGACAACAUCGGGGUCUGGAUCAGGUUUACCAUUGCUUGUUCAGAGAACAAUUGCAAGAACAAUUGUGUUACAAGAAAGCAUUGGCAAAGGUCGAUUUGGAGAAGUUUGGCGCGGAAAGUGGCGGGGAGAAGAAGUUGCUGUUAAGAUAUUCUCCUCUAGAGAAGAACGUUCAUGGUUCCGUGAGGCGGAGAUUUAUCAGACUGUAAUGUUACGCCAUGAAAACAUCCUGGGAUUUAUAGCAGCAGACAAUAAAGACAAUGGUACAUGGACUCAACUCUGGUUGGUGUCAGAUUAUCAUGAGCAUGGGUCCCUUUUUGAUUACUUGAAUAGAUACACAGUUACUGUGGAAGGAAUGAUCAAGCUUGCUCUGUCCACAGCGAGUGGUCUUGCCCAUCUUCACAUGGAGAUAGUGGGUACUCAAGGAAAGCCAGCCAUUGCUCACAGAGAUUUGAAAUCAAAGAAUAUCUUGGUGAAGAAGAAUGGAACCUGCUGCAUUGCAGACUUAGGACUGGCAGUAAGACAUGAUUCAGCCACAGAUACAAUCGAUAUUGCUCCAAACCACAGAGUGGGAACGAAAAGGUACAUGGCCCCUGAAGUUCUAGAUGAUUCCAUAAAUAUGAAACAUUUUGAAUCUUUUAAACGCGCUGACAUCUAUGCAAUGGGCUUGGUAUUCUGGGAAAUAGCUCGUCGAUGCUCCAUUGGUGGAAUUCAUGAAGAUUACCAGCUGCCUUACUAUGAUCUUGUACCUUCUGAUCCAUCAGUUGAAGAAAUGAGAAAAGUAGUUUGUGAACAGAAGUUGAGGCCAAAUAUUCCAAACAGAUGGCAGAGCUGUGAAGCCCUGAGAGUGAUGGCUAAAAUUAUGAGAGAAUGUUGGUAUGCUAACGGUGCAGCUAGGCUGACUGCUUUGCGGAUUAAGAAAACACUGUCACAACUCAGUCAACAGGAAGGCAUCAAAAUGUAAUUCUGCAGCUUUGCCUGAACUCUACUUUUUCUUCAGAUCUGCUCCUGGGUUUUCAUUUGAGAGGCCAAUUGUUCUACCUCACUGAGAGGGAACAAAAGGAUAUUGCUUCCUUUUGCAAGUCUAAUAAGGUCAAUUAAAAACUUCCCAGGAUUUCUUUGGACCCAGGAGACAGCCAUCUGGGUCCUUUCUGUGCACUAUGAACGCUUCUUUCCCGGGACAGUUACAAAAUGUUGUAUAGUCUACCUUUAUUUUUUAUUAACAAAACUUGUUUUUUAAAAGAUGAUUGCUCGUCUUAACUUUAGGUAACUCUGCUGUGAUGAAGAUCAUCUUAAGGGCAAAGGAGCUGGACUGUUGAGUUAUUUUGAGAGAAAGUGAUUUACUCCUGGUUAGUAGUACAUUCUCGGAGGAUUCUGAACCACUAAAGAAUUUUUUGAGUCAGUCUUUGAAUGUACUGUUCUAUAAUUUUUCAGGAUCUUAAAACUAACUCUUAUCUUGAGUCUAAAAAGGACCUCAUAUAGUAGUGAGGAACAUAAUUUAUGCAAUUGUAUUUUGUAUACUAUUAUUGUUCUUUCACAUAUUCAGAACAUUACAUGCCUUCAAAAUGGGAUUGUACUAUACCAGUAAGUGCCACUUCUGUGUCUUUCUAAUGGGAAUGAGUAGAAUUGCUUGAAGUCUUUGUGUUAAAACCUGUAGUGUUUGAAUUCAAAAAGUUUAUUUAUCUGAGUAACUCAGACCUGUUCUGUUUUGUUUUUUGGAGGGGGUUUUGUGGUAUGCCAUUGAUAGUCCAUUUUGAAAAUGCCAUUUUCCUGCCAAAAUGUGCUUGAACCACUAAAUAUGCUGUGGCAUAAGCCAAUUAUUACCAUGGUCAUGUUGGAAUAUUCUCCUUCAAGCUUUUAGAGUUCGGUUGUAUUGUCUGAGUAUAAUUUAAAAAGUCAAGUGGCACUCUAGAUGCUUACAGUGCUUUAAUAAGUUAAUGUUCAUAGCAUACAGACUAAUUUUUCUAUAAGGGAAGGAUUGUCUAGCUGCUUGUGAAAAGUUGUGUGGUAUUCUGUAAGCCAUGUUUUUCUUUAUCUGAUCAAUGACAGUGUUAUUUUUUUAAGAAAUGAAUUACAUUUAAAAUAGAAUAUGGUUAAUGUUAAGUAAUAGGCCUUUUUUUAGAGAGGCAAAGGUAGUUAAUAAUUCAAAUAGAGAACAGAUGUGUGUGACAGUCACACUUGUUAUGUAGUGUAAGUGUUCUGUGGGUUCUCUGUCUUUGUAAGGUUAACAGUGUAGUUUUGAGGUCUCACUACACUUUGAGGAAGGCAGCUUUUAAUUCAGUCUUUCCUUAUCUCAUGUGUGCAGAUGCUGCAACUUUUUAAUAUACAUGGUUGCAUAAUAAAUUCAGUGCACUCUAUAUGGGGAGAGGUGGUAGCUAGAGAACAUUCUGUAUAUAGGUUCUCCAUUUACAGAUGUUCUCAGUCAGAUUAAAUGUUUAAGAUAAACUUGUCAUGGUCUUCUCACAUCAAGUUAAAACUGUCUUAUGAUUACUGGUUUUUACCUAAGAGUGCUGUAAAUGUAAAGUCUGCAGGACUUUUACAGUUCUCUAAGUCCUUAUAUCACUGUGAUCUUACUCUGAGGGGGGAAAAGUAUCAUAGCUGUGAGACAAGACUUUGACUUCAUAGUGCUAUCAAUUCCCUGAUAAGAGGGGCAGAAUAACCUUUACAGUAUUUUGGUCAGGAAGAAAUUGUGGCCAUUUACGCUGAAUGAGUUGCGUUCUGAUAAUGUCUUAUAUCUUAUACAUAAAAUAAAUUUGAAAGACUACUUGGUCUUAAAACCAAAGUAAUUCUAGAAGGAAUGACAUAUUACAUAGGAAUCUAGUAUCAAUUUUAUGUGUUUAAAAACAUCAUGGGGAAAAAUGUUCUUAGAGGCUACUAUUUUGACUACAGUUUUUUUCUGUAGUUACCAUGAUUUCAUUUAAACAAAUGUUUGAGAGGUUUGUUUUUAUAGUUGUGUUAUAUUACCUGUUUGAUAAUCUCUAGUUCUAUAAUCAGGUACUUUUGGGGGGGCAUUUCUUAAGCCUACAAGAUCUGCUUUAUGAAAUCCAGGGGACCAAUGCAUUUUAUCACUAGAACUAUUUUUAUAUAAUUUUAAGAACAUACCAAAAUUUGUCUGAUUUAAAGUUGUAAUAACAUGAUUUCUCACUUUCAUAUAAAGUAAUCAACUUUUGCUAAAGAUAGUCUUCAUUACAUUAAAGGUUGAGUUGCAAUUAUACUAUUCUUGUCAAAGUCAAUAAAAUGUACUUUUUAUAAAUCAGGGAAUUUUUUUUUUUAAGUUGGAAUAUAGUUCUAAAUUGAGUUUAUGUAUUACUGCAUCUAAUUCCUAUGUUGGCUAGGGACAGCUUGAACCCCAGUUUGUUAACACUGAAAAUGAAAGUUACUUAAAAGAUGAAAGAGUUCAUGAUUACUGUGGCCAUAACUGCAGAUAAAUUUGAUGGGAGUAAUACUUUUUAUCACUUAGAAACAUAGUCUUUUGUUUAUAUUGCCUAUCCUAACAUGCUCACCUUCAAAGAUUUAGCAUGACUAAAAUAUGUCCUCUGGCACAUCAUUUUGUCAGUGCCCCAAAAGAGUGAGAGCCGGGCAAGUAUGACUUCUUGGGGCAUAGAUCUCCCUGGCCCUUCCUUCCUUCAUAUCUUUAGCUUUCUCCUGACGUAACUUCCUGCUGGCCCCUGUUUCACAGACCAUUGCCUUCUACCUGUAUCCCCAGCCUUUUGACUGAAUAGUUGCUUUUGAGACCCCGGAGUAAAAUGGUUGAUGGAACUUACGGGAAAUACUUCCAUUUCCUUGAAUUGUUGGGUGUGUCAGGGCGGGGUCUCCCUAUGGAGGUGAGGCUUGGGGUGUGCCUACUAGUUACCCUGCUUUGACUUUAGCCAAAUACAACAAGUAGGGUGGCAGGUGCGAUGGUGGAAGUUGUGCCAGAAGCAGUGGCCAGAGUUGUGUCCUCUGAAGGACAGUCAGGCCUGAACUGCCAAGCCUGUAAUUCUGCUGUAAUGAUAGUGCUCAAGAAGUGCCUUGAGUUGGUAUACAGUGCCAUGGCCGUCAAGAAUUUCAGAUUUCAGUUCUUACUAUAAAUUUUAAGUCGCUCAACCAAUUGCAGUCUUGAUGAGCUAUUUUUUUUCUGUAUGUGUGAGACCUGUCAGAUGUAGACUGUAUUCUAAAACAAACGACAAAGUGCUAACACAUGUAAAAUCAAUAUUGUAUUAAACAUAUCAGACUUGCUGUUUUUCCCCCGUGCACUGAAGGAAUGAUUGUAAAUCACCUGGUUUUUUUGUUUCUUGAUUGUGGCAGUGGCUCUAAGUGGUGGAGAUUCCAAAUAAUGGUUCUGUUACAGCUUAGCAGAAAAAUGCUGAAUUAUUUUGAGAUCUUAAAGAAUAGCACUGGACAGGUCCUGCCAUCUGUUUUGGAAUGCUGGAAUACAAGCCCUUUCUUGGAAUGCUGGAUUCCUAGGAUGUUAGGAUUGUCAGUAUAUUAUUUUCAAUCUCAGUAUUCAAUCUAAUUUGUAAAUGUAAGCUUUCUAAAAAAUGUGGUUAAUUCAACCUGUUUCUUAAAACUUUAAAAGAACUUCAGUAAAUUUGCUUUUGUUUUUAAUAAGAUUUUUGUGAAUUAAGUAUCAUGAACCAUGUUUUGAUAUCCCCUUUUUCACAAUGUGCCAAUGGAAUGGGGUGUUUGAUAUUUCUUUAUAUGUCAAGGAGAUGCUUCAAUAUGUCAAUUGCUUUAAACUUAAAUUACCUCUCAAGAGACCAAGGUACAUUUACCUCAUUGUGUAUAUAAUGUUUAAUAUUUGUCAGAGCAUUCUCCAGGUAUGCAGUUUUAUUUCUAUAAAGUAUGGGUAUUAUGUUGCUAAAUUACCCAAAUGGUACUGUACUGUUUAUAUUGUUCCCCAAAUAACAUCAUCUGUACUUUUUGUUUUCUGUAUUUUAUUGUAUUUGUGCAAAAUUCUUUUGACUUUCUCAGUAUAAUCUCUGCCCUUUCAGAUUGUACAGAAAAUCUCCAUAUAAAUUUUCACUUGUGUUGAAUGAUUUUUGAGAAGCCUGUAAAGGAGAAAAAAAACAUAAAUUGCAUUUCCCCAUAAGUUUUUAAAAAUUGUAUAUUGUAUUUGUAGUAAUAUUCCAAAUGAACUGUAAAUAGGAAAUAGGAGAGUGAUGUUUAUGUUAAGUCCUAACACUACAGUAGAAAAAUGGAAGCAAUGCAAAUAAAUAACUUUUUUUCCCAAA
Molecule: messenger RNA, 5854 nt
Organism: Chinchilla lanigera (long-tailed chinchilla)
Lineage: Eukaryota; Metazoa; Chordata; Mammalia; Rodentia; Chinchillidae
Gene: Tgfbr1
Product: transforming growth factor, beta receptor 1
Exons: 9
Coding region: 91-1605 (504 amino acids)
Biological process (GO): protein phosphorylation; nervous system development; activin receptor signaling pathway
Cellular component (GO): activin receptor complex; plasma membrane
Molecular function (GO): activin receptor activity, type I; activin binding; ATP binding
Source: RefSeq, a predicted model, not a curated record